AGACUGCUCCGGUCAGGGGUCCUUUGGCUAUAACAUCAUGGCGGCCCUCUGCGGAGGGAGACAUAAGUGGAGAAGGCUGAAGUGUUUGCAGGUUUUUACCAGAAACAUUACAGGGAAAUAUGACUAUGACUUGGUGGUCAUUGGUGGUGGUUCUGGAGGCCUGGCCUGCUCUAAAGAAGCGGCACAGCUGGGACAGAAAGUGGCUGUUCUAGAUUAUGUGGAACCGUCUGCUAAAGGAACCAAGUGGGGUCUCGGUGGAACGUGCGUCAAUGUUGGUUGCAUUCCCAAAAAACUCAUGCAUCAGGCUGCUCUCCUUGGUACAGCAGUCAAAGAUGCAAAGAAAUAUGGCUGGCAGAUGCCAGAGACGGUCAGCCAUGAUUGGGCGAUGAUGGCAGAGGCCAUUCAGAACCAUGUCAGAUCUUUAAACUGGGGCCACAGGGUCCAGCUUCAGGACAAGAAAGUGAAAUAUCUGAACGUCAAAGGCAGCCUGCUGGAUGAACACACAGUGAGAGGUCUAAGCAAAGCAGGAAAGGAGACAAUCCUGACCGCCAAGAACAUAGUGAUCGCCACAGGUGGACGACCCAAGUACCCCACACAAAUCCCUGGAGCAGUGGAGCACGGCAUCACCAGCGAUGACAUUUUCUGGCUCAAGAGUUCUCCUGGAAAAACACUGGUGGUUGGAGCCAGCUAUGUUGCCCUGGAGUGUGCCGGCUUCCUAACAGGCAUCGGCCUGGACGCCACUGUGAUGGUUCGUAGCAUCGCCCUUCGUGGUUUCGAUCAGCAAAUGGCAGGUCUUGUAACAGAUUAUAUGGAGGCUUAUGGUACCAAAUUUAUUUGGAGAUCUUUGCCGAAAAGCGUGGAUAAGCUCUCCUCAGGGGCCCUGCAGGUGACAUGGAAGGACACAGAGACCGGCAGGGAGCACAAAGACACCUAUGACUCUGUGUUAUGGGCAGUGGGAAGAGCACCUGAAACCAAAGCCCUUGGCCUCGACAAGCUGGGCGUGGAGCUCAACACGCAGACAGGGAAGAUAGUGGUUGGGCCUGACGAAUCUACCUCGUUGCCAAACGUCUACGCUUUGGGUGACAUCAGUGAGGGUCGUCCUGAGUUGACCCCUACUGCCGUUAAGGCGGGAAAGCUCCUUGCCCACCGGCUGGCCGGUCAGAGCACCGACCUCAUGAACUAUGACAAAGUGGCUACGACCGUGUUUACCCCUUUAGAGUACGGCUGUGUUGGUUUAUCAGAGGAGGAGGCUGAGAGGCGACACGGAAAGGACGGGAUAGAGGUUUUCCAUGCCUUCUACAAGCCACUAGAAUUCACAGUAGCAGAGCGGGAUGCCAGCCAGUGUUACAUCAAGGUUAUAUGUGAGAAUGGAGGUGAUCAGAAGAUUCUGGGUCUACAUUUCACUGGUCCAAAUGCCGGGGAGGUUAUACAGGGUUUCUCUAUGAGUUUGCAGUGUGGAGCAACAUAUUCCCACCUGCUGCAGACGGUAGGGAUCCACCCCACCUGUGCUGAGGAGGUGGUCAGGAUCCAUAUUACAAAGCGCUCCGGUUUGGACCCAACAGUCACCGGCUGCUGAGGUUAAGCCCCUCGGUUUCUGAACGUCCUGAGCACACAGGGUCUCUAGGUGGGGACCUGGGUUCAUCCUGCUCUCUGCUUUCAUCUCUCCAUUUAAAUCUCCCAGUUUAACAGUAUUUACUGGGACUUUUUUCUGCCCCUCAGGGUCGAUUCAAAUCGGCUGAUUUCGGUCAUCUUUGUUUGCUGAAAACCAUUUAAUGACCAGGACUGUUUUUAUCCCGUAUAAACACAUGUGCUUUGUAGGAAAAGAGCCAAACGAGCAACUUUUUCAUUU
Messenger RNA from Cyprinodon tularosa, 1849 nucleotides. RefSeq names its product thioredoxin reductase 2, tandem duplicate 2 (gene txnrd2.2). NCBI's taxonomy places the organism in Eukaryota, Metazoa, Chordata, Actinopteri, Cyprinodontiformes, Cyprinodontidae. The coding region runs from base 38 to 1576 and encodes 512 amino acids. Gene Ontology annotation, molecular function: flavin adenine dinucleotide binding; thioredoxin-disulfide reductase (NADPH) activity; glutathione-disulfide reductase (NADPH) activity. The transcript is spliced from 17 exons. The record is from RefSeq and is a predicted model, not a curated record. Gene Ontology annotation, cellular component: mitochondrion; cytosol. Gene Ontology annotation, biological process: glutathione metabolic process; cellular response to oxidative stress; cell redox homeostasis.